GUGGAUUCAAUUUCGAGUGGCAUCGUUGCUAUUUAGCUUGACGUCAACGGAACAGCUUGCAAAGUUUCUCCCUGCCAUCCCUUUGCAUCAGACAAGAAGUCAGGCGCAGCCGCUUAGCAAGAAAAGCGCCAUGGCGGAGACCAUUGAAGACGAAGGAUUUUGCUUGACACCUCCUGUCACGCUCCAGAAAAGUGUGGAGUACAUGGAGACUCCAGAGCCAUUCGUGGGCCGAUCGAAGCCACAAAAUGUCACCUUUGUGGACAACACAGCAGCCACUGCGACGGCUACACUCUCUGUGGCUCAGGCCAAAGGAGUCUCGAGCCUGCAGUGGCGGCAGGUGCAGGAUGUGCUGAGGUGGCGCAACCCAGCAGUCAGCGCGCUGGCCUUCCUGCUGGGCGGCUUCUGCUGCCUGGCUGGCGAGUACAUCAUCAGCGGCAACCACACCGUGACUCCCCUGAAGGCAAUCUCCUACUGCAUCCUGUUCGACCUGGGACUCAACACGGUCCGUUCAAUGGUCAGCGCACAGUGGCAGGACAAGGCGGCCUGGGGCAGCAGCAGCCUGAUUAAGACCGCAGCAGAGACCGCCAAGGUUGCUGUGCUGAAAGUGGCCGACCUCCAUGACCAGUUCCUGGCUGCGCGCGACCCCUUGCUGACUCUGCGCAUCGCCUCUGCUGUCUCCGCGCUGUCUGUCCUGGGCGGUAUCUUCAGCUUCUGGCGGCUGGUGAGCCUGGCAUUCUUCGGGGCCUUUGCUGCGGGCGCUGUAUACGAGACAUACGGCAAAGAGAUCACCUCCUUCCUCCAGACUGCAACGACUCAGAUCAAGGAGCGGUGGCAGGCACUGGCACUCUCUCGCAGGCACAAGGCGGUCGCUCUCACAGUGGCACUGUGGAUCCUGUGGGUAAACGUCAACUGGGCGGCUCGCGCUCAAGCCCUGCUGCUGGGCGCCCUGACUGUCCGCUGCAACCUCAAGCCUGCCGAGGUGAACGCGAUCAUUUCCCACGCGGAGCCGUACAUGCACAGCGCAAAGAAGCGCGCACGGCGCAUGUCGGUGGUGGCCACCGACUUUGUGCGGCGCCAAAGCAUGGGGCUGACGCAGACAAAGUCGCACGACAAGUGAGGCCGCUGCACCGCCUCUCUGCAGUCAGAGGUCCUUGCAGCGCUACAAGAAGGUUGCGGCUGGAUUUUUGUUCACUUUGUGCACCAUCACAGCAUGGUGUUGAAUCCUGUCCAAGCUGCACU
Messenger RNA from Coccomyxa subellipsoidea C-169, 1239 nucleotides. RefSeq lists its product as hypothetical. Bases 131 to 1117 code for a protein of 328 amino acids. The transcript has 7 exons. The record is from RefSeq and is a predicted model, not a curated record. NCBI's taxonomy places the organism in Eukaryota, Viridiplantae, Chlorophyta, Trebouxiophyceae, Coccomyxaceae.